This is a messenger RNA of Miscanthus lutarioriparius, 4968 nucleotides long. The record is from the annotation of a GenBank genome assembly. Lineage: Eukaryota; Viridiplantae; Streptophyta; Magnoliopsida; Poales; Poaceae.
AUGGCUGAGCUCGCGUCGGGCGCCGUGACCUCGUUGCUUGGCGUCAUCCGCAACGAGUGGCGGUUGCUAGGCCACGUCGGGGGCGACGUCCAGUUCAUCAGGGAGGAGAUGGAGAGCAUGAACAGCUUCCUGAUGCACCUGGCCAGGACGGAGCCGCCCGGCAGCGAGCACGACGAGCAGGUGCGGACCUGGAUGAACCAGGUCCGGCUGCUCGCACAGGACUGCAACAACUGCAUCGACCUCUACCUGUACCGCGGCAACCCCGACAUCCACCUGGGCAGGGACCGGCUCCGGCGCUACCUCCGGUGGUUCCCGUGGUUCCUGCAGAAGAUGUUGGCGCAGCACCGAGCUGCCUUGGAGCUUAGCAAGCUCAAGGAGCGUGCGCGGAACGUUGGCAAACGGCGGCUAAGGUACGGCGUGGAGGUCCCGAAGAAGGCGGCCGUUCCUGGCACUGGGUCGGCGGCCGCAGAAGGCAGCACGGAAGCUGCUUUCGUCCACCUCGACGAUGAAGAAGACGGGCACGACCAAGUGGGGACAACGGCGACUGAUGGUUCUGGUCGAAUCAGAAGAGCCCUCUUUGGACUUUAUGUCCUGGAGGACUACUUCAACGACCAGUUAGCCGAGUGGAUAGAGCAAGUUCAACGUCAGUGGAGGCAAAGCGAAUGGCGAUACGACACCCGAUGUGUUGCCUUUGCGGUGCCUGGCGCGGAAUCCAGUGCCAUUGCACGUCAAGCUUCGGCUGUGGCAAAGGAGCACGCCAAGAACACUAUCUUGGUGGACAUCCCAUCAUUGCACCAAUGGAGUGUGCUAGGACCCAAGAAUAUCCUCUACUACAUCCUGAGGGAGAUCGAGCUCCGGCAGCCUGCCAAAUCCGAAUCCCAACAGCAGAAGCAGCAGCAGCAGAAAGGCCAAGGGAUUGAUUGGCAGCACAUCCGCGAGGAAAAAAGGGCAGUUAUUAGAAAAAUCAAGGAAGAUAUCGAAGCUUUGAAUGUUAUAAAAAAGAUUAAAGAGAUAACGACCUACAUUGAAAAAGCCAAGGAGGACAAGCAGCUGAAGCCGUACCUGGAUGUCCUCGACGGACCAAAGAAAAAGGAAGUACAAGACAAAAUCUCCAAAGAAACCUCCUUAGGUGUACUCUUGGUACUGCUUGUGCUGAGGAAAUCAAAGCCUGCAUUAAUAGAACACUACGAUGACAUUAUCAAGAAAACAGCCAAGAUGCUGAAAGGGCAUAUGCAGCAAGUAAAUAAAGGAGUAAGCGCGGAACAGCGGAUUAUUCACAAUGUUACCCAAUAUACACACAUCCUGCAUCAGGUGUUCCCACCCAUCAGUAGCGCCAGCAAGCCCCAACAAGCCCAGGAGCAAGACAUCAAACAAGUCACUGGGGAAGCUACAUCAAGCAAGAAUCAAAUCAAGGAAAUUGUCGACAAGGUUAAACAAGAAAUCCUGAGCGAGGUGUUCAUGGCAAUCACUGACAACAAGAGCCAGCAGCAAGCAACAAAGACUAAUAUUACUACCACAUUGAACGAGGAUCAAGUGAAAAGAAUGAUCCAGGAGGCUAAACUGGAAAUCAUACAGCAGCUGAAGGAAGAAAAACCUGACAAGAAACAAGAAACAGGUGUAUCGGGUGGUCAGGGUCCAACCACAGAAGCUCUUCCUGAAGAAACGAAGGGGAAGGGCGAGCCAGCAACCGGCGGUGCUAGCAUGGCUCAGGGUCAAACCCAGGAAGCUAAUGUUGAUGGCGGAGCCACGGAGAAGACCAAAAUCCUGGAUGAUGCUAUCAAAGAAACCAAAGAGAAGAUGAAAUAUUAUGUCCAGUGGAGGAUUAAAAGGCAGCUGGAUAUCAAUGGAAUUGUGCACAAGAUUCAAAAUUAUCUGAAACAUGAAGAAACCCAGAUCAUCCUUAAAGCAGACGGGAAAUAUGUGAGCCAGUGGGAGCAGACCAGAAAUGCCUUGAGCCUGUUGCCUUGCAUCGCCGUUGUGAUGAUUCUGACCAACACAGAGAGAAAUAAAAAAAGGGCCAGAGAAGAAUAUUGCUACCCAACAAGGGAGCCCAUAGACUAUUCUCUUGCUGCACUCUACCAUAGUAUUGUGCUCGAGAUUACAAGCCAGCAUAAGAAUGUAGAUAACUAUGAUCCCCAGAUUUUCCGCGCCAUCUUGGACAAGUGUGAUCCAGAUCAAUUAUGCAUGAAGAUCUUUGCUCACACUUUGUACGCCAUGCUCAAGAGAAGCAAAGAAGAACUGCACAAGUUGCAUGACGCCCUGCAGGUGCUUCCACCAAAGUCAUUCCGUAGUAUUGCUAUGAAUAUGUUCAAGUUCUCGUACAGGGACAUGCCUAAACAGUACCAGUCCUGCUUACUGUACCUAGCUAUCUUCCCUCGAGGACACAAGAUAAGGCGGUCAACCUUGAUAGGGCGAUGGGUUGCAGAAGGGAAAAUAACAACAGAAGAUUGGCGCUGGUCAAGUUCAGUGGAUAAAGCUGAACAAUGUUUUGACGUUCUCGUCAACAGGGGGCUUGUUUAUUCUGCUGAGAUCAGUGCGACUGGAAGGGUCAAGAGCUGCAUGGUGGGUGACCUAGCCUAUGAGUUCAUUACCAAGAUCGCCAAGAAACAACGCAUUUUGGAGGCACGCUUGUCACAUCAUCUGGCUUGGCACUUCUCCAUUUUCAGUGAUCUCCAUCUCCGUGUGUCCGACACAAUCAACGAUUUCCUGGAAAGGUUAUCUGAAUCAGCUCAAUGGUCUCGGCUUAAGGUGCUCGAUCUAGAAGGCUGCAAAUGCUUCAAGAGCAACCGGUGGUAUGUAAAGAAUAUUUGCAACAUAUUGCUACUCAAGUAUCUAAGCCUAAGGGGAACAGAUGUCAACUGGCUGCCCCGUGAAAUCAACAACCUUCGCGAGCUGGAGGUAUUGGACAUCCAGCAUACAGAGGUGCCGGAGUCUUUCACAAGAGAUCUCCUGCUCCUGAAGCUGAAGCGUCUGCUGGCUGGAAACAAAAGUCCAAAUCCAAACAGUAUCAGCAUAGACACAUCAUCCCACAACCAUGUCCUAGUUCCUGAAAAGAUUGAAAAGAUGUUAGACAUGGAGGUACUAUCCAAUGUCAAGGCAAAGAAUAGCCAAGAUUUGGAAGACAUCGGAAAGCUAUGGCAGCUGAGGAAGCUUGGUGUGGUUAUCAAGGACAAGGAUACUCACCACACGAGUUUGCUUAAAGCUAUCAGCAACAUGCAUGAGUGCCUCCAGUCUCUGUCAAUUACUCUUGACACAACCAGAGACAAGGGCACUCGUAGCAUAGAUUGGAGAGAGCUGAAACAGUCACCCAAGGUUCUUGACAACGAAACCAGAGAGUCCCCCAAGGUUCUUGAGAGGCUCAGUAUCAGUGGAAACAUACUACAGGGGCAGCUUCUUCCAUUAUUGCUAACCGACAAAAAUACCCCACUUAUUAAGGUAACUUUAAGUAACGCCUCACUGAAUCCGACUAUCCUAGGGGCCCUCUCCAAUCUGCCCAAGUUACAAUGUCUGAAGCUUCGGCACAAUACAUACAGCGACAACAAACUCACAUUCAAGAAGGAUGAAUUCAAGAAACUCAAGUACUUUCUUGUCGAGGGCUCCAACUGGAUCGAAAUCAGUUUUGAAGAAGAUACAGCAGCUCCAGAGCUCGAGAAGAUUGUUUUGUCCUUUGACAACAUAGAGUAUAUUGCUGGAGUAGAUCACCUUAAAAAAUUGGAGGAGCUUGAGCUGAACAAAUAUAACAAGAGCAGCAACAACAGUGGAGGCAACACCGACACUGCUGCCACCAACCAAGACCCAUCCGCCCUUGCUGGUACCUCUGCCGCCAAUCCCUCACCCCUUCUCCCAAACACUACCACUGCCGUCCCCUCCACCCCAACAGGCACUAACCCCACUCCCUCUCCCCUAACCGGAGGCACCGCCGGUCCCUCACCCCAUACUACCACCGCUGACGCCGCCAAUCCCUCAUCCCUUCCCCCGAGCACUACCACUGUCAUCCCCUCCACCCCAACAGGCACUCACCCCGCUCCUUCUCCCCCAAUUGGGGGUGCUGCCAAUUCCUCACCCCUUCCCCCGAGCACUACCACUGUUGUCCCCUCCACCCCAACAGGCACUCACCCCGCCCCCUCUCCCUCAAUUGGGGGCGUCGCCAACCCCUCACCCCAUACUUCCACAAUUGACGCCGCCAACCCCUCACCCCUUCCCCCGAACACUACCACUGAUGUCCCCUCCACACCAACAGGCCUUAACCCUGCUCCCGCUCCCUCAACUGGGGGCGCCACCAAUCGCUCACCCCUUCCCCCGAGCACUACCAUUGUCGUCCGCUCCACCCCAACAGGCACUCACCCCAUCCCCUCUCCCCCAACUGGGAGCGCCGCCAAUCCCACAGCCCAUAUUGCCACUGCUGACGCCGCCAAUCCCUCACUCUCUGCCCCCACCACCUCCAGUAACAACAUAUUGCUUCCGAGAUUGCUUUCCGAUGCCAAACAAAUAUCCAAGGUGACUCUUCGUGGUACGAUGCUGGUGGAAGAUGGUAUGCGAACCCUCGCAAGGAUGGAAAACAUACGCUGCCUGGUGCUCUUGCAUGGGUCUUAUAACCAAAGCCGGCUUGAUUUAAACAAAGAUGAGUUCGCAAAACUCAACCUUCUUAUUGUCAACUGCCCUAAAAUCACAGAGAUCAAAUUCGAGCAUGGGUCUGCUCCUAAGCUUGAGAAGAUCGUAUGGACCUUCGACCAAAGGACCACUUUAUCUGGCAUCGAGCACCUUCCAAGAUUGAAGGAACUUGAGUUCACUGGGCACUCUCUACCAGACCAGGUGAAAGAAGGCUUUGAUAAACACAAAGAUACGGUUCAUUGUACACACUACAAACCGGAGAGGCAAGAUCAAACAGUAAGAAGCACAGGAAAAGAGGAUAGUGUUCCAAGUUGCCUAUACAUCUGGAAGGACAAGGAUUGGCGCAGGAGGAACUAA